Molecule: messenger RNA, 3742 nt
Organism: Styela clava
Lineage: Eukaryota; Metazoa; Chordata; Ascidiacea; Stolidobranchia; Styelidae
Source: RefSeq, a predicted model, not a curated record
UUUGUCAUAGCAUAUACGAAGAAUAUGUUGGAGAAAAGAGAAAAUUAAACAUGAAGAAUCUAAAAAGUGGACUUGAUCAGAAAAAAUAGUUUUUUUUUUAAAGAAAAUAAGGUGUACAAAAAGAGAUCGAAUCAGUUACAAAGGCAACAUUGGUUGUUAGUUCGCUCAUCGCUAAACGAAUGAAACCAUUUGUCGAGUUCAUGAAAGAAUGCAUAUUAGCCAUUGUCAACGAAGUUUGUCCUGAGAAGAAACUCGUGUUUGACAGUAUAUCUGCCAGAACAGUUGCCCGCAAAGUGGGAGUUAUCUCUGAAAAUCCUAAAUUGCAACUCAAAAACUAGCUGCUGUUAACGCUGGUUUGUGUGUUUUUGCUGGUCUGUUUUAUAUAUAUCUGGUUUUUCAAAGAAAUCAACAUACAAACAUUCAACGACCGUACAGGAUAUUCAGCUUAUGCUAAUUUCAAGCAGACAUGUAUGUGCUGGUAUUCUGAUAUUAAAACUGUAGACUGUCAGACUGCAAAGUAAUUAUGCAUGGUGUCGACGGUUUCAUUUUGUGAUGAUUAAUAGACCAUAUGGUAGUAAAAUUUCUGAUAAUUGGAAAUAAUAUUAUCCUUUAAUCAAGGUUUACAUUUGCCGCUAAAGAUCUUCUGUUUAUCGCAACAUCACAAAAUAAACAUUCAAUUAACAGCGGAAUUGACAUUUGUUUAGGUCAUUGAAGUAGGCUGCAGGCUCGCAUUUAUAUUGCAUUUUCAUUUAAAUCCGAUGUAUACGACUGACAUUUUUCAAUAUUUGCACCAAAGAGUGAGUUAUAUCAUAAAACCCCUUUCAUGUUAUUAGCGCUCGAUUGCGCAAUUUUUGUAAAUUUUGAUUCCGUAUUUUGCCAAAUGGCUAUAUGUUCCAGAACUAAUAACGUUUUGGGGAUAUAGCAAGUUAUUGGGUUGACAUCAUUUUUAUCACAGAGCAGAUUUUGAUUUAUACAUAUCUGCAUUUAUCUAUACUGUAUAUACAGAUAUAUAUACUACAGAUAUCUAUCUAUAGUAUAGUGUAUUCAAUUUAAUACCGGAACGAUGAAACCCGACUCCAUUCUGGUCCAUAAGAUCGAAAACCUGUAGCUCUGCAUAGGUAAUCAUCGAAUCUCUAUCUGGAGGAUUUCCUGAUGAUUAUUAAGCAUCCGCGACAAGUGCUAUUUCCUUUCUUAUUGUUAAGAUUUAUUGUAAUCGUAUCACUCCGAGUAAUAGCUGCAACCAAGGUAUAGUAGAGAUAGCAAUAUCUAGUAGAAGAUUUAUAUACCAGUAACUAAAAGAAUAUUAGUAAAAGAUAGAAUGAGAUUCUAAUUUCUAACUACCUGAAGGAGAUACCGCAAACAGUACUUUUUACCGUUACACAUUAUUAUAAUUUUUUUAUGAUUAACUAUAUUGCCCCUUUCACUUCAUUAAUUUAAAAUUCUGUUUUAUCAUUUCAGAAAGUAUACAAUGUCACAGCGAUUGCUUUCCAGCGAUCGCUUUAUUUUUGGGAUUGUAGUUAUUUGUCUAUCCUCGUACUUCCUUUAUCUAUCUUAUAGUCCUCCUGCUAUUUCGAAACUUGUAUUCAAUGAAAAUCACACAGAGAAUCAAACAAUGAAGUUGAAAUACAAUCAUCUGUUUUGUGAAAACAUCUUGUAUAAUUUGAGCAAUGGUCAGUGGGUGAAAAAGAUCUAUAGUUUUAAUAAAAAUGAGCAAGAAUAUGAGAAAUUACUAAAUGAAGAACAAAAAUUGGAUUCCUAUUUAGCUGAAUUUCGCAUUAAACGAGGAAUACAUACACGAUUAUGGAGAGAUGAUAACAAGUGUGGAUUUAAUAAUGUUCAGUCAAAGCCGGAAGGAAAUGCGUGGGCAGCUCCAGCUGGAAGUUGGUGCGAUGCAAAAAGUGAAAAACCCUGUUGCAGCGACAUAUAUGAUGGUCAAUGUGGGAACAUUUGUGACUGCUCCGGUUGCGUCGAUACCAGGAAGAUAUAUCACGCUGAAAUAAGUGAUUGGAUUCCAUUUGAUUCUUCAUGUCGACGAAGGAACUACACAGCAGCCCAAGCUUGUGAAGUUGUCAAUCGAUUCUCUCAAAUAUAUUUUGUUGGUGAUUCUUUUGUGAGAAAAAUGUCACGAGGUUUUAUUUUGACCCUAAGGUCCGAUCCAACGUAUGGAUUUUUACUGGAACGCUACGAUGAUAAGUUCAAGGAAUUAUGUGUAGGUGUUGAUCAAUUCUACUGGACAGAAUGCAGAACAGGUGGCGGAAAUAUACUAGACAUGCUCGUUGACAAAACUCCGUUUUGUGGACCUCGUACGCCACUUAUUAGUAUAAAUGAAUAUAUAAAUCACGCUUCUGCAAAUGACUUUUUAAGUUUGGUAAAAAAGUUAGCAGGAAAAGUGGGUUCAGUUAUUCUACUUGGUCAGGGUGGACACGACGGCUGUAAAUCUAAAGUGACGAUUAACAAGUUUUUGAGUGCAGCAAUCGAUUAUUUGGAAGACUAUUACAAGAAUUCUGACAAAAUUAAUACUCAGUUCGGAAAUUUUAUAAAGGUGAGGCGAUGGCCACAUAUCAUUUUUAUGUACCCUGACUCCAAUGGAAUAUUAAAACCAAAAGCAUAUCAUGCGGCAAACGGUAAUAUUGUUUGUAAACAAUUUUCCAAGGAAAUGAAAGUGUAUUGCGAUGCUCAUAAUAUUCCUGUACUUGAUUUUUACAGUCUUACAUCAGGAGUUCAUAGUUAUGAUGGAGCACAUCACGGUCUAGGAGCAAAUAUUAUGAAAGUACAACUUUUACUCAAUUACCUUGAUUACAUAUCACAGUAGCACAAUUGAACUACUUAUCUUGUAAUAUCUUAAUUUGUAUGAUCAUAAUAUUUGAUUAUAGUCUUUUUAGCUUCCUUUUUUGAGAGGAUACACCAUGUUUUUGGUCUAGGUAUUGACUCUUUAUCAACACGUUUAUGCAAUGUACCAAGUGGUUCAAAAGCUGUGCCAAUUUGGUAUUGUGUACUGAAGUGAACCACCUUAUUAUAAUGUCUGUACACUCAUUUGUACAUAUUUUGUAGAAAACUGUGUUUCAAUUAGAUUUACUGCAAGACGAUUUUAAUAUUGUUGUCAGUGAUAUCAUAAACAUUUUUAAUAUAUUCAUUCACUAUCUUCCUAAGAAAAUAGAGAAACACGUUUACCAACUUGCUUUGCGUAUCUGGUGAAUAAAACAUAACAGCAUAGUUAACACAUUAAUCAGCUGUUAAACUAUUUCGUCGGUGUAAAGUAUGUAUAGCAUCUCAUUUAUGUGUCUCAGAUUUUUUCAGGAAAUUCUGAAAAAUCUUUUCUCACACGUACACAUACAUACAGAUGUAUAAAUAUAUAUAUAUAGACAAUAACAGACUCAAAAAAUCUUAUCAACGCUCCUAAAAAAUUUGGUAAAACUUGUAAUAUGUUGAAUAAGAUUCGUUUUUAUAUCAUUGUAUCUGUAGUAACGUGUUUAUACUCAUGUUGCUGUUUUCCUGCCUGUGUGACUCAUUUUCCUGUCACCGGAUACGCACCGUGGCCUAUUUUCGAAUCACCCGUAAUCUAAUCACGCUUAUUUAAAAGCAAUUGUACAUAUUAUAUAUAUGUGUUUAUUAUAUUAUGUUGUUUUAAUAAACGCGAAAGUAUGUCAUAUAUCCAACCAUAUAUACUUGAUUGUUAGUUUUGUCGUUUUCAUAGCCGUCUCGGGGAAUGAUUUGUAUGUUUUAAGGUGUUACGAUUCGAGAA